Linum trigynum is the source of this 1856-nucleotide messenger RNA. Lineage: Eukaryota; Viridiplantae; Streptophyta; Magnoliopsida; Malpighiales; Linaceae. The record is from the annotation of a GenBank genome assembly.
AGUGGUAUCUCUAUGAAUACUAUAUUAAAAUGUUCACCUUGCUUUUCUAUUUUGAUUUGAAUUGAAGAAUUGACGUUGAAGCAAGGAUUGAAAGUUUUGUUAAUGCUUAGCUAAACACAAACAAAAUUCCAGUGAAACUUUUGUUAAUGUUUAUAUUUCAGGGACCGAAAACUCAAUACUUCCAAAGUUGGAUGACCAUAUUUGUAAUUGGCUAGGGGCUUAAGACACAACACAGAACACACCAGUUUAAAGUUUAAACCCUUCUGAGAGACUGAGGCUGACGCCGGGAAUCAGAACUCUACUCCUCUCGGAUCGCGUUGAUUGGACGGCGGCGCCGGCCAGAAACUGAUUCCAGGCAAACCACCCGCCGCGAUAUGCCGGAUAAUUCAAAGCACUGCCUGCCACACUCUGAAACUGCUGAAAAGGAACGGCCUUCAAAGGUCCCGAAAACUCUGCUACCGGACGGAGAAGAAGAAGAAGGCGAAUUUGAAUCGGGCGGCAUUCCGGAGUCGAUGAGUCCAAACCCUCGGCUUCAGCGUUAUUUGGUAGCUAUCGAGUACAUAGGCACUCGCUUCUCUGGUUCCCAGAAGCAGCCCGUCGACAGGACUGUUGUGGGCGUGCUUGAGGAGGCAUUUCACAAAUUCAUUGGGCAACCAGUGUCAGUCUCCCUAUCCAGCCGCACGGAUGCAGGAGUACAUGCCUUAGCUAAUGUGUGCCAUGUGGAUGUGGAACGAAUUAGCAAAAGGAAACCCGGUGAAGUUUUGCCACCUCAUGAACCAGAAGUGGUUAGAAAAGCAGUGAACCACUUCUUACAGAGAGAAGGAGAUAUCAUGGUCACUGAUGUUAGAUGUGUUCCAGCAGAUUUUCAUUCAAGAUUUAAGGCACAAGAACGCACGUACUUCUACCGUUUGCUAUCUGGACCAGAUCUUUUAUCUGCCUUUGAGAAAGACCGUGCCUGGCAUAUACCUGAGCAACUUAAUCUUCUCGCAAUGAAAGAAGCAUGCAAUGUUCUUGUUGGCCAUCACGAUUUCAGCUCCUUUAGGGCGUCUGGUUGCCAGGCAAAAUCACCAAUCAGAACACUAGAUGAACUUAGUAUUACUGAGGUGGUUCCAACUCCCUACUUCCCUUCUAUCAUGGAAAGGGAACACAACAGUGCACACGGGGAAGAUGCUUCAAACAAUGAUAAGGUUGGGGUUCCCAGUUUCGAAGCUGGUUCAGUAUUUGGGAUUAGGAAGAGACAUCGUUGCUAUGUAAUAGCAGCACGUGGUCGUUCUUUUCUUUAUCACCAGGUCAGACUUCUAGUUGGAGUUCUCAAAUGUGUGGGCACGGGAGAAAUUACAGUAUCCGAUGUGAGAAGAAUACUGGAUGCAAAAACUGUGACUGCUGCAAGGGCCAUGGCUCCUGCAUGUGGUCUCUACCUUGGACAAGUCAAGUACGAUCUGCCUCGUUGACACCUGAAGUUCUGAACCAAUGAAGUUUAUUUCUCUUAAAAAGUUAAGCUUAAGAUCCUGAACGAUCCCCUAUUGGGUUUACAACCCAGGCAAAAAUGUAUCCUCGCGAUUAUUGAGAACUGGGUUCCCCUUAUGUCUGCCUUUUAGUCUUCUCCUAAGUUGGUUGAUGAGAUACCAGCAACCUUUUUGUUUGCUUAAAAUGUACAGUGUUCGCAGUUAAUUCUUUGUGGUCAUUUGUUUAUGCUUAUGUUUAAUCCAAAAAAAUGUUCUGUAGGAUCUACAUUAUCGUUUAGAAGUAGAUUCCAAAACAAAUUCGAGACACAAAUGCACAUCAACAAAAUAGAAAAUCCUACAAAUCAGUUUCCACUUGGAUUCUAAUUCUCACAGUAAAUUUUAGGUUAAGCA